This is a messenger RNA of Lynx canadensis (Canada lynx), 1840 nucleotides long. RefSeq names its product homeobox D10 (gene HOXD10). Lineage: Eukaryota; Metazoa; Chordata; Mammalia; Carnivora; Felidae. Gene Ontology annotation, cellular component: nucleus. Gene Ontology annotation, molecular function: RNA polymerase II cis-regulatory region sequence-specific DNA binding; DNA-binding transcription factor activity, RNA polymerase II-specific. Gene Ontology annotation, biological process: regulation of transcription by RNA polymerase II. The transcript has 2 exons. The coding region runs from base 133 to 1155 and encodes 340 amino acids. The record is from RefSeq and is a predicted model, not a curated record.
GGCCAUUUUCAAAUCUCAUUGGCUUGGUUGUCAUGUGGUCGGCAGAGGCAUCCACAAUUACACGGGGAAUGUUUUCCUAGAGAUGUCAGCCUACAAAGGACACAAUCUCUCUUCUUCAAAUUCCUCCCCAAAAUGUCCUUUCCCAACAGCUCUCCUGCUGCUAAUACUUUUUUAGUAGAUUCCUUGAUCAGUGCCUGCAGGAGUGACAGUUUUUAUUCGAGCAGCGCCAGCAUGUACAUGCCACCACCUAGCGCAGACAUGGGGACCUAUGGAAUGCAAACCUGUGGACUGCUCCCGUCUCUGGCCAAAAGAGAAGUGAACCACCAAAAUAUGGGUAUGAAUGUGCAUCCUUAUAUACCUCAAGUAGACAGUUGGACAGACCCGAACAGAUCUUGUCGAAUAGAGCAACCUGUUACACAGCAAGUCCCCACUUGCUCCUUCACCACCAACAUUAAGGAAGAAUCCAAUUGCUGCAUGUAUUCUGAUAAGCGCAACAAACUCAUUUCUGCUGAGGUCCCUUCGUACCAGAGGCUGGUCCCUGAGUCCUGUCCCGUUGAGAACCCCGAGGUUCCUGUCCCUGGAUAUUUUAGACUGAGUCAGACCUACGCCACCGGGAAAACCCAAGAGUACAAUAACAGCCCCGAAGGCAGCUCCACAGUCAUGCUCCAGCUCAACCCUCGCGGCGCGGCCAAGCCGCAGCUCUCGGCCGCCCAGCUGCAGAUGGAAAAGAAGAUGAACGAGCCUGUGAGCGGCCAGGAGCCCACCAAAGUCUCCCAGGUGGAGAGCCCCGAGGCCAAGGGCGGCCUUCCGGAAGAGAGGAGCUGCCUGGCUGAGGUCUCCGUGUCCAGUCCCGAAGUACAGGAGAAGGAAAGCAAAGAGGAAAUCAAGUCUGAUACUCCAACCAGCAAUUGGCUCACUGCAAAGAGUGGCAGAAAGAAGAGGUGCCCUUACACUAAGCACCAAACGCUGGAAUUAGAAAAAGAGUUCUUGUUCAAUAUGUACCUCACCCGAGAGCGCCGCCUAGAGAUCAGUAAGAGCGUUAACCUCACCGACAGGCAGGUCAAGAUUUGGUUUCAAAACCGCCGAAUGAAACUCAAGAAGAUGAGCCGAGAGAACCGGAUCCGAGAACUGACCGCCAACCUCACCUUCUCUUAGGUCCCAGGCCCGUCGGAGGCCAGGAUCGGAGAGGGGGCACCGCGUUCCAGGGCCGAGUGCUGGAGGACUGGGAAGGCGGAAACAAAACCUUCAUUGCUCUUUGUUUUUUGUUUUGUUUUGUUUUGUUUCCUGCUAGAAUGUGACUUUGGGGUCAUUCUGUUCGUGCUGCAAGUGAUCUGUAAUCCCUAUGAGUAUAUAUAUUAAAGAAAACUAGCACGUGUAAUUUAUUAUUUUUUCAUCGUAAUGCAGGGUAACUAUUACUGCGCAUUUUCAUUUGGGUCUUAACUUAUUGGAACUGUACAGCCUCCAUCGGUCCAUUCAUCCAUCCAGCAAUGUGACUUUUUCAUGUUUUUCCUAACACAAAAGGUCUGUGUGUGUGGUUAGUCCAUGAUCUCAUGGCGUUUUGAAUACAUCCAGUACUUUAAAGUACUUAAAUUACAUAUAUAUUUAAAAAAGAUUACGAAAACCCACAAGCUUUGGGGGGAGGGGGACUAAAAAAGCACAUUACAAUGUAUCUUUUCACAAAUGAACUUAGCAAUUGUCCUUGGUGAGAUGGAAUAUUGACGACUUAUGCCUUGUAGCCUUCCCUUGUGGUGCAUCUGUGGUUUGGUAGAAGUACAACAGCAACCUGUCCUUUCUGUGCAUGUUCUGGUCGCAUGUAUAAUGCAAUAAACUCUGGAAACGA